Uloborus diversus is the source of this 815-nucleotide messenger RNA. Its product is annotated as transmembrane protein 208-like. The coding region runs from base 148 to 657 and encodes 169 amino acids. The transcript is spliced from 6 exons. Gene Ontology annotation, biological process: vacuolar protein processing. NCBI's taxonomy places the organism in Eukaryota, Metazoa, Arthropoda, Arachnida, Araneae, Uloboridae. The record is from RefSeq and is a predicted model, not a curated record. Gene Ontology annotation, cellular component: intracellular membrane-bounded organelle.
UACGUCGGCUUCUUUUCAAUUUUUCGAGUAGUUAUGAAUUUGCAUUAAUUUUACGAUUUCAUCGUGUGUAAAAAGAUAUAUUUCAAUUUCAUGUGCAACUAAAUAAAUAAAAGAAGAAUUUAACGAACUUCAAUCAAUAUUUAAAAAAUGGCGCCUCAAAAAGGGAAGCAAGGAACGAAGGGUCAAAAGCAGAUUUUUGAAGAAAAUAGAGCAACACUUAAAUUUUAUGCUGCAAUGGCUGCGAUUGCAGAAUUCCUCUACGUAGGUAUAAUGCUCAUUUUCUUUUGGGAACACUUCACAGCAUUAACAGUGAUGGUCUUACUCUUUUCAAUAAUGGUUUAUGCUGGUGGUCUGCAAUUCAUGAACUAUAUGGCAAAAGCCUCCUUUUCUGAAACGGGGCAGCUACUCGAUGGUGGCAUCGAUCUUAACAUGGAAUCCGGAAUUUCAGAACAUCUGAAGGAUUUAAUAAUUCUUACUGCUGGUGUUCAAGUUCUCUCAUUAUUUUCCAAUUACAUUUUGGCAUUUUGGCUUCUGGCACCAGGUCGGGCAUUUUAUUUACUUUGGGUAAAUAUUUUAGCCCCCUGGAUAUUCGCUCCAGCACCUGAGGUCGAUGAAAAGAAACAGAAGAAACUGGAAAGAAAAGCCAGAAGACGUUAAACAUGUUUUAUUUUUUGAAAAUGUGUUCAUUAAUUUAUUCCUUUGAUUUUUGUUAUGAAUUUUACAAUCAAUUUUCUACUUCCCCUUUUAAUGUAUAAAAUUGUUAUUUAUAUUGAUCUAUUUAUUGAAAAUAAAUUCGUGAUGAUUGUUAAGACCUU